This is a messenger RNA of Phycomyces blakesleeanus NRRL 1555(-), 1737 nucleotides long. RefSeq lists its product as hypothetical. Lineage: Eukaryota; Fungi; Mucoromycota; Mucoromycetes; Mucorales; Phycomycetaceae. The transcript is spliced from 8 exons. The record is from RefSeq and is a predicted model, not a curated record. Bases 1 to 1737 code for a protein of 578 amino acids.
AUGUGUUUCUUUUCAUAUAAUACAGCUUCAGUUACAGAGGUAAUGUCGAAUGACAAUGACAUGAAGAUUGGCUUUGGAGACGAUGUUGAUAUUGAAUAUCAGGUUGAAGCUAAAGACUUACCUCUUUUGGCCAUUGAUUCCUUGUUUAGUUCUGAAAGCGAAGAUGACGAUGUCAUUGGAGCAGUUAUUUUGGAUAUUUCUGACAGUGAAUCUGAAGAUGUUAGGGUAUACGGAGAGUCCGAUAUAGUUCCAGGGUGUUGUAAUUUCGAGACGCUUUCUGGUAGAGAAUGUAGAAAUACUUUUUUUCUUUGCAACAUCAAGAUCCUUGAGUAUCCCAACAAGGAUCUACAUUGGAAUAAUCCGAAAGACGGCAAUGCUUUACUAUCUGUGAAUCACGAGUGCUCCAUUAUGCUUGCCAUGAACAUCCAUUCGUUUCAGCCUUUCGAUGGUGUCAGUUGUCCCUGUAGUGCGAUAUAUCUUUGCAUCAACAACUUGCCCACACCAGAACGGUACAAUAAAGGAGAAUACUGUCUUCGUUGGUCUCAUUCCAGGACCCAAGGAAUUUCCAUCUUGUGUUAUUUUCUGUGGUGCUCUUAUUCUUGCUGCCUGGAAAAACUGUUUGACCCGAUUUACUUCCACCUCGUUGAAUGCACUGUCAUCGAUCCGAUGCACAACCUGUAUAUCGGUACAGCGAAGAGGGUAAUGGCGAAAUGGAGAUCUUCUGGUCUCAUCACAGAUGCACACUUGGCUGCAACACGGGUUGAUGCUGAAAAUGUUUUACUGUCAGAAUACUACACAUCAUUGGGUACAAGGAUUGGGCGUGGUUUCCCAUUCAUGAAGGCAAAUGAGUGGAAAGAGUGUGAGGUGUUAUAUCAAGCUCCGUUUGGUUCACCAAAGAUGCAUCUGCAUUUACGUUUGCGAGAGAGCGUCCUUAGCUUUGGCCUGGUUUACCGCUCUUGGCUGUUCGGUCUCGAAAGAUGCAACGGCUUUUCGAAGGAUUAUAUGACCAAUAGAAGAGACGGGUUCGAAACAAUGUAUAUGAAGAAGUGUCUUGAGGAUACAUACCAGGAAGACUUUAUUCGACAAACUUUGCUUGUAAUUCAAUCUGGGCAUUCGGCGAUCAUCCUUGAGCUCACUACAUCUACUGCCGCCGCCAUACUAUCCCAUAUCAAUGCUGUUCUUGGUUCUCAUGAGAUCAAAUUUGUUAUCGUCAAGGUAAACGAGCCUCUGCUGCCUUCCGCACUUCCUUUAGCUCUAAAGGGAGAGAUUUCCAUGGAAGAAUCCGAGUAUGAGCAUUUGUCGUCAAUUAUCACGAGCCAAAUAUACAGGAGCAAAACAAGGAAUCAGCGGGGGUCAUUUAUGCAAGCCUUGUUUGAGACAAGUGAUGGUAGAAGUACCAAGCCGUAUGUAGACCAGAUUCAAUAUUUCUUUGUCAAUACUGCUGUAAACUUGUUUGCCAGUUAUUUGAGCCAGCAUGUAUUUGCAUGCGUACGAUGGUACAAGGAGAUUAUGCUUCAGCCCAGAGCAGGAGAAGGGGUUGAGGUGAAAGAGGUGGGAUUCAAAGAUGCUAUCAUGAACAGUAUUCUUCCUGCAUUUAGAAUCUGCUAUCCAGUUGUGCACUAUUCCGGCAAAGUGACUGCCAAAUUCUUGGGAAUGCACGCUUCCUUUUCAUCAUGGAUGUGCGUUAACAAGCUGUUUGCCCAAAAAAAAUGUAGUGACCUAUCUUUUUCUCGCUGA